This is a messenger RNA of Ceratotherium simum simum (southern white rhinoceros), 1897 nucleotides long. It is a transcript of the gene TBC1D10C, whose product is annotated as TBC1 domain family member 10C. Gene Ontology annotation, biological process: regulation of GTPase activity. The record is from RefSeq and is a predicted model, not a curated record. Gene Ontology annotation, molecular function: GTPase activator activity; small GTPase binding. Lineage: Eukaryota; Metazoa; Chordata; Mammalia; Perissodactyla; Rhinocerotidae.
UAUUUCCUGUACAGAGGCCUGGACUUUCUGCCACUUCAGGGCCCAGCCCCCCGCAACAGAAGAGGGGACAGAGGGGGCUUGGUGAAAUACCCUGAAAUCUCCCCCCUCUGAUGCUGCAGCCAGGCCCUGGGGCUGGGGCCUGGCUGGAUGGGAGCCCAGGCCGCAGGCUGGCUGGGAGCUACCUCUCACACUGGCUCUCCCCACGUCUUGCAGCCUGUGGCAUCCGGGGGCACCAUGGCCCAGGCCCUGGGGGAGGACCUGGUGCAGCCUUGCGAGCUGCAGGAUGACUCCAGUUCUUUGGGGUCUGACUCAGAGCUGAGUGGGCCCGGCCCAUACCGCCAGGCUGACCGCUAUGGCUUCAUUGGGGGCAGCUCGGCAGAGCCAGGACCAGGUCACCCUCCUGCAGACCUUAUCCGCCAGCGGGAGAUGAAGUGGGUGGAGAUGACCUCACACUGGGAGAAAACCAUGUCUCGGCGGUACAAGAAGGUAAAGAUGCAGUGCCGGAAAGGCAUCCCCUCAGCCCUGCGGGCCCGCUGCUGGCCCCUGUUGUGCGGGGCCCAUGUGUGUCAGAAGAACAGCCCUGGCACCUAUCAGGAACUGGCUGAGGCCCCUGGAGACCCACAGUGGAUGGAGACCAUAGGCAGGGACUUGCACCGCCAGUUCCCUCUGCACGAGAUGUUUGUGUCACCCCAGGGUCACGGGCAGCAGGGGCUCCUGCAAGUGCUCAAGGCCUACACCCUGUAUCGGCCUGAACAGGGCUACUGCCAGGCCCAGGGCCCUGUGGCGGCUGUGCUGCUCAUGCAUCUGCCCCCGGAGGAGGCCUUCUGGUGCCUGGUACAGAUCUGCGAGGUCUACCUCCCCGGCUACUAUGGGCCUCACAUGGAGGCCGUGCAGCUGGAUGCUGAGGUGUUCACGGCCCUGCUGCGGCGGCUGCUCCCGCGUGUGCACAAGCACCUGCAGCAGGUGGGCGUCGGGCCCCUGCUCUACCUGCCCGAGUGGUUCCUGUGCCUCUUCGCCCGCUCCCUGCCCUUCCCCACCGUUCUGCGUGUCUGGGACGCCUUCCUCAGCGAGGGCGUGAAGGUGCUGUUCCGUGUGGGACUGACGCUGGUGCGCCUGGCCCUGGGCACCACAGAGCAGCGCCUGGCCUGCCCGGGCCUCCUGGAGACGCUUGGUGCCCUUCGAACCAUCUCCCCGGCCCAGCUGCAGGAGGAGGUCUUCAUGUCCCAGGUGCACAGUGUGGCCCUGUCCGAGCACGACCUGCAGCGGCAGAUCAGAGCCCAGCUGGCCCAGCUGCCCGAGUCGGCGUCCGGGCCACCCCCACGGCCGCAGGCCCGCCUGCCCGGGGCCCAAGCCAUCUUUGAGGCCCAGCAGCUGGCAGGGGCGCGGGGAAGCACCAGGCCUGAGGUGCCCCGGAUCGUGGUGCAGCCCCCAGAGGAGCCCAGGCCGCCCCGGCGCAAACCCCAGACCCGAGGCAAGACUUUCCACGGGCUCCUGACUCGGUCCAGGGGUCCUCCUAUCGAGGGCCCCCCCAGGUCCCAUCGAGGCUCCACCUCCUUCUUGGACACCCGAUUCUGAAGGUCCUGCUUCUGAAGGGGCGUGGACUCAGUGGCCCCCAACCCCAAUUGCCUGAAGGGCUGAUGCCAGCCUCACAAAUGGGCACUGCACUUUAAGGCUGGGAUGUGGUGACUCAACUCCCUUCGCACGGACUGUGUCAGGCACAAGGAUGAAGGAAGGAGUGGGAUUUGGGGGACCCAGACCGGCCAUCCGCCCAUGGAGCUGUCCUGGGGCCUGGGCCCUUGCAAGAAGGAACGUGGGGGUAAGGGCAGUUGGCCGGGCUAGGGGAACCCAAAGGCUCCUGAAAGGUCUGGAAUAAAGUCUGACUGAGCAGAAGCCUGGA